AUGUCCAACAACUACUCUCACAACAACAACCACCAUCAACCUACCGCUGACCUACCUGGGUGUGGCCAAGUGGCCAUCGCGCGAGGGCCGCUCUGGGGGUCGGCGUCGGCCGCUCGGCUGGUCGACAAGGGCAUCCGAGCCCAGAAGCACCGCAGCUUGGGCGACCGGUACCGGGUCUCCAAGCAGGUGAGCGUGGCCCAGCGGAGCCUGACCAGCCACCAGGCCGUCGCCACCAACAACCACAGGGAAGGAACGAACGUGAACGCGCAGCUGACCAGAGGCCUGGAAGGCCUCCAGACGCCCCAGCGCAUGCGCGACGCCCCGCUCGUCGGCUUCAUGCGAAGUCGGCAGCCACUCGCAGCGACUACCGCCGCUGCUGACGUCAGCACCGCUCACAGUGUUGGCGUGAACGAGGCGGCAGACGAUGGUGGCGUGGGCGGGGAAGAGAACGACGCAGUCGAGCAGGGCAACGAUGGUGGUGGCGAUGAAGAGGAAGAAGAAGAGGAAGAGGAGGUCAUAAUGACCAGACGAUCACGGGGAGGCACGAUCUGCAUGACCUCCGGGUGUCUGCCCGUAUUCCUCAGCAACCUGCUCGACGCGCCCAGAACCCGAGGGAGCGAGGCGAGCGCGUUGGGCGACAAUGACGACGAUGACGACGAUGACGAAGAAAGCGACCCGACCAUCAUCACCGUCGAUGGAGACGACGAUGACGACGAUGAGUCUUCGUCGGAGGAGGAAGAGGAGGAGGAAAUGGAGUCAGGGGAGCUUCCCGCAGUGGAAGAAGAAGAAGAAGAAGAAGAAGUCAAGGAGGAGGGGAAGGAGGAGGAGGAGGAAGAAGAUGACGAUGAUGACGACGAGGAGGAAGAAGAUGACGACGGUGACGACGAGGCGGAACGGAAGAGCCACGACAAGGACGGUGGCGAGCCCGACGAAUCGCCCCUGGAGGAGGUGACCGUCGUCCCAGACUGGAGCGCUGCCCGACGCCAAACUCGCGCCGAGGGACACCAGAUCUUGGUUGUGCCGCCCGAGCAAAUCAAGCAGCACGGGCCGAACUACCGCCAACUCGCGCUCGGCGGCCUCGCCGUGCCCUCCUCGUCCGUGCAGCGGAGCGCCAGCUUCAUCGCCGCCAACCGGCGACCGACCUCCACCAUUAGGGGACCCCUCGCGCCUGCGCCCAUCGUCGCCGCCACCGCCGCCGACGGCGACGCGCCACCGGUCACCAUUGUUGUCGACAGCGAGCCGCCACAGGUGGUAACGAGCGGCGAUGAUGACGUCAGCACAGGCGUGCGCGGCGAGCAGGAGGGUGAGGAGCUGGUCGGGGCCUACACGAUCGCGACGCUGCGGCAGAAGUGGGCCGAAACCGCGAGCGAGCCGUUGUUGGCCGAGUCCAGCGGGACUAGCAGCGGUGGCGGGACGCCCCGGACAGACCCGACGACCACGACGCAGGCCGACGGGGACCACCACGGCGAGCCAUCGGCCCGCACCGAAAAGCGAAAGCGAAAAGAGAAAAAGAAGAAGGGCCGCAAGGCCUACUCGUCCCGGCGGCUCUACGUUGAUGUGCUACUGGUCGAAGCCACGGAGCUGUCCUUCCCUGGGAAAGCCCUGCAGGCCAUCUACGGCGCCAAGAGCCUGGGCGACCCCUACGCCAGGCUGUCGGUGGUGCGCUCUCUGGGCGCGGCUCCGAUCGGCAACGUCGACGACCACUGCUACCCGUACUGCACCCGCGCCGUCAAAAAGGAGAUCGACCACCCGGUGUGGCUCGACGGCGUCACCUUUGCGUACGAGCGGUUGUCGGUGGGGAAGCUGUGGGACCAGAUCCAGCCGCGGGGCGAGAGGCAGGACCCGGCCCAGCGCGAGGAGUGGAACGCGGCCAAGGCCCAGUUCGUGAAGCGGUGGAAGAAGCUGCAGAAGGGCGACCGCACCCCCGCCCAGCAGGCCUUCUUCGACAUGUGCCGCGCCAAGCUCGAGCCCAACCUCGAAGUCGAAGUUUACUUCACGAUGGGCGGCAGGAGGGACGGGCUGGUGGGGAGCGUGUCGGUGCCGCUGUGCGACCUGCAGGACGGACUCAUGCACGACCUGUGGCUCAACCUGCGGCCCAACGCCAACCUGCCGGCCCCGCGCAACGCCGCCGAACAAAGGUCGAUGAACCUCGACAAGUGGGCGCAGCAUUCCGAGCUCGGAAUGUGGGGCAGCGUCCACCUCGUCAUCCAAAAGUCCAAAAAGCCGCACUUGGGAAUGCUGAGUAUGCACGGUCCGCCGGUGUCGCCGCUUCCGCUGCGCAUGGAGGUGGGCGACAUCAUUCUCUUCGACAGCAGCCGACUCCUCAUGCAGGGCACCAAGCUCGCCACCCGGAGUCCAUGGGACCAUGCGGCGCUGGUGGUGAAGAAGCGGAACAAGCCGGGCCUCCGCCUUUUCGAGGCCACUAUGGACGGCGUCCAGGUGUUCAACCUCACCCGACGCCUCCAGUUCUACGUCAAGGACACAAAAAUUGCCCUGCGCAGGUUGCACGUGGAACGUACGGAGGAGAUGAUGGAGGCGCUCUACGAGUUCAUCGAACAGGUCAAGGGCCGGCCCUACAAGAAGAACCCGUUCCAGUUGAUCAAGGCCCUCGCCAAGUUCAACGCGCACGACAACCAGGGGAGCAUCUUUUGCUCCCAACUCGUCGCCGCCGCCUAUCAGAUGAUGGGUCUGCUGUCGAUGGACGAGCCGGCCAACAACUACCUGCCGGUGGACCUGGCGUCGCUGAAGCUGCUCAAGGGCUCGCUGGGCGAUCUCAUGGUCGUCCCCCGACUCCAGAAGCCCAAGCCGAGCAAGAAGCAACACCACUAA
Acanthamoeba castellanii str. Neff is the source of this 2829-nucleotide messenger RNA. RefSeq lists its product as uncharacterized. The transcript has 11 exons. Bases 1 to 2829 code for a protein of 942 amino acids. The record is from RefSeq and is a predicted model, not a curated record. NCBI's taxonomy places the organism in Eukaryota, Discosea, Longamoebia, Acanthamoebidae.